This is a messenger RNA of Helicoverpa armigera (cotton bollworm), 3224 nucleotides long. RefSeq names its product nephrin (gene side-II). NCBI's taxonomy places the organism in Eukaryota, Metazoa, Arthropoda, Insecta, Lepidoptera, Noctuidae. Gene Ontology annotation, molecular function: protein binding. The record is from RefSeq and is a predicted model, not a curated record. The coding region runs from base 315 to 2714 and encodes 799 amino acids. The transcript is spliced from 17 exons.
UAGUCGCCGCGACUUCGUGCCGAGCGGACGUGCCGCGCGCUCCCACGCCCCGCCUGCAUAUCGCAGCGAGUGAAUUAUUGUGAAACGAAAAAAUAAAACAACACCGCAGUGAAAGUGCAUGUGUCAGUGGAUUUAGAUAUGCAUUGUGUUUGAUGUGUAACACAAACGUGGAUUGAAGGUAUUGUGCUCCAUAAUUCUGUAGUUUAGUGUGUCGGCAUCCCGUAUCCCAGCAUCAUCAAGGCAUGUACCGUCGCGCACGCAGCGCCGCGGCUCGGCCCCGCCCCCCGCGCACGUGACCGCCCCCCGCCGCCGCCAUGGCGCCGCACGUGGCACUCUUCCUCAUCCUGUGCCUCGUGCACGGAGACACCAAGACCGUGCUGCAGGAUAAACUAGCUGGCGUGAGGACAGUGGACGUGCAGGCGGUGGAGGGCAUGGUGGCGCAGUUCCCCUGCGACCUGGGCACCGCCGCCAACGACAAGGUCUACAUGGUGUUCUGGUUCCGGGACGAUGCCGGCAUACCGCUAUACAGCUUCGACGUCCGUGGCAAGCACCUGUCGGAGGCGCGGCACUGGUCGGCGCCGGAGGUGUUCGGGCCGCGCGCGCACUUCGCCACGUCGCCCGCGCCGGCGGCCCUGCUGGUGCGCGACGUGAAGCGACGCGACGAGGGCGUGUACCGCUGCCGCGUCGACUUCCGCAACACGCAGACCACCAGCUUCAGAUAUAACCUCACCGUCGUAGUUCCUCCGGAGAAGCCGGUGGUGGUGGACCGAUGGGGGCGCGUCAUCAACACCACCACGCUCGGCCCCCACGAGGAGGGGGACGACGUGCUGCUCACCUGCAGGGUGCUCGGAGGCCGUCCGGAGCCGUCGGUGCGGUGGCUGGUGAACGGCGUGCUGGUGGACGAGGAGUACGAGCACAACACGGGCGACGUGAUCGAGAACCGGCUGCUGUGGCCGGCCAUCCGACGCGCCGACUACGCCGCGGUGUUCACCUGCCAGGCCACCAACUCGCAUCUCGUGCCGCCCAAGGAGCUGUCACUAGUACUCGACAUGUUCUUGAGGCCUCUAACAGUGGAGAUCAAGAAGCCGGCGGAGGUCGGGGAGGGCGGCGUGCUGACGGCGGAGCGCCGGUACGAGGUCGCGUGCGAGUCCGCCGGCUCCAGGCCGCCCGCCAUCAUCACCUGGUACAAGGGCAAGAGGCAGCUCAAGAGAAUCACGGAAGAGUUGCGCGACAACCUGACGGUGAGCGUGAUGAGCUUCGUGCCGACGCUGGACGACGACGGCAAGCCGCUGACGUGCCGCGCCGACAACCCCAACGUCACCUCGCUCAGCCUCGACACCUCCUGGACCAUCAGCGUCGUCUACCCGCCGGUGGUGCGGCUGCGCCUGGGCAGCUCGCUGGCGGCGGGCGACAUCAAGGAGGGCGACGACGUGUACUUCGAGUGCCACGUGCGCGCCAACCCGCCCGCCAGGAAACUCUCCUGGCUGCACGACGACCGGCCGCUGGCGCACAACGCGACGGCGCGCGUGUUCCACAGCAACCAGAGCCUCGUGCUGCAGAAGGUGACGCGCCACAGCAGCGGCCGCUACGCCUGCUCCGCGCUCAACGCCGAGGGCGAGACCGUCUCCAACGAGCUGCUCUUCCGCGUCAAGUACGCGCCGUCGUGUCGCACGGGCGGCGUGGCGGUGGUGGGCGCGGCGCGCGGCGAGUCCGUCGUCAUCGUGUGCGAGGUGGACGCCGACCCGCCCGCCGCCGUCUUCAAGUGGAAGUUCAACAACUCCGGCGAGACGCUCGACGUCGCCGCCGAUAGAUACACCUCCAACGGCAGCGCUAGCAGUCUCAAGUAUACGCCAGUAGCAGACUUGGACUAUGGCACGCUGUCGUGUUCGGCGUCCAACGAGGUGGGCACACAGCUCGCGCCGUGCGUCUUCCAGAUGGUGGCUGCAGGCAAGCCGCACGCGCCGCGGAACUGCACGCUGUGGAACCAGACGGCGGACUCGGUGGAGGUGUCGUGCGUGGCGGGCUUCGACGGCGGCCUGCCGCAGCGCUUCCUCCUCGAGGUGUACUCCGACAGUGCCGUGCCCAGAGUGAACCUGUCGUCGGAGGAGCCGGCGUGGACGGUGCGCGGCCUGGAGUGGGACGUGCGCUACCGGCUGGCGGCGCUCGCCUACAACAGCAAGGGCCGCUCGCCGCCCGCGCGCCUCGACGACCUGCUCUUCCGCGACCCCGAGAAGCGAACAGCGACGGAGGCGCAGCUGGGCGUGAGCGGCGUGGUGGGCGCGAUGGGCGCGGGCGCGGGCGCGGUGUGCGCGCUGGUGGCGGGCGCGUGCGCGCUGGCGCUGCGCCGGCGCCGCCGCCCGCGCCUCGCCAAGCCGCCGCCCGCGCCCGCGCCCGCCAAGCUCGACCACGACGACGCCGAGCCCGACCUCAUACCCAACAACUACUGCGAGGCGGCGAGCGCGCCCAGCCUGGCCGUGUCGUCGCCGGGCCGCACUGCGCCCGCGCCGCUCACCACGCCGGCGUGUAACGGGCCGGGCGCGUCGUGGACGUGGGGCGCGCGGUCGGCGGGCGCGGAGGCGGGCGCGGGGGCGGGCGCGGGGGCGCGGGGGCUGGGCCGGUCCGCGUCCGCCACGCUGCGCGCCGCGCCCGACCUCAACGUCGACGCCAUCAAGGAGAAGCUGCUGGACCACCGCAUCCCCGAGAGCUGCGUGUAGUCGCCGCAACUCGCCCGCCACUCCUCAACAUCCACAACUUUGAGGCUUACAAGUGACAAUCAGUUGUGCGCCAGCAGAACAUAAUGACUUAGUUGUAAGUCGCUACGUCGACGGGUGCGACUUUUCCAGUGAGUGGAGUGACUCCAAAUCUUUGUGUUAGUGAAAUGUUCGCGCGUGCGCACACGUGCCGCGCUGACGCUGAGUGCAGUGAGCGCGGACUGCUCCUCAUCGUGUAAAUGUUGUAGCUAGAGUUAUUUCCUCGAUGUCAUCUCUGCCGACAUUCUGUGGUGAUAGGGUUCACACAAGCGAUGAUUUGUUUCAGCGUUCAGAAUAUCACGUUUCAAUACAGACCCGAUCGUGGCAUCGUGGCUCACUUGAAAGCCAAGAAGAUCACUUCUCCACUCAAAAUAAUAACUAACUAAUAUUUCUUAAGCAUAAUGCAAGCAUUAAGAAACUUAUUUAACUUUACUAUUGUAUUAUUGCAGAAUCUCAUUUCGGUUAAUGGUUAAA